ACAGAAACCUACGGAGGGAGAGAGAGAGAGAGAGAGAGAGAGAGAGAGAGAAAGAAGCGAAGCGAAAAGGCUCUCGCAGCGAUGAGCCAGCGGAUCAAACCCUAAAAAGAAGGGGGAGCCGGAGGAAAGAAAGAAAGAGAAAAAAAGGGGAGAGAGAGAGAGAGAAAAGGGGGAAGGGAAGAAGAGAGAGGAAAGAAAAGGGGGGAGGAAAAAAAAACCCAGGAGAGGCACUUUUACUUUCCUUCCCACCACCCCCCUUCCCUCCCUCCUUCCCUCCUUCCUUCCUUCCCUCCCCCGCGGCCGCCGGGAAGCGAGUGGAACGUCGGCGAGGGAACAUCAAAGGGGAUCGAACGCUCGGCACAUCCGAUCGAACGCUCGGCACAUCCGAUCGAACGUUCGGCGCGGGCCAAACAUCCGAUCGAACGCUCGGCGCGGCCAAUCCGGGCGCCGGGACGGGGCGCGCGCGGAACCCCGAACCUUCCCGUCCUCUCUCCUCCUUUUAAUCUCUUUCCCCUUCCUUCCUUCCUUCCUUCCUUCCCUCCCUCUUCUUCCCCCCUCUCUCUUUUUUUAAUUCCUUUCCCUGUUUUGGUUAUAUAUAUUUUUGCUACAUUGUAGCCAUUUCCCUUCGCCUCUCUGUAUCUCUCUCUUUUUUUAUAAUUAUUGUUACAUUGUUAUUAAAAGAGGUGGGGAGGGAGGGGGGUGUUUGGAAACGCCGCCUCCGCCAAGCCUUGCCACAGCCGCCGCCGGGAGAACAAUAGGAAGGUUUAGGAGAGGGACCGGGGCGCGCGCACCCCGGCUGCGCCCCGGGGAUCAACGCGAGCCAGCCGUGGAUGUGACGCGGACGCCCCCCGCGCCCCCCAUAUUUCGCCACAAACUGAGCAGGACGGACUACGUUUGAAUCUGGGGGGAAUAUGAACCAGCAGCAGAGAAUGGCCGCAGCCGGGACCGACAAGGAGCUGAGUGACCUCUUAGAUUUCAGUAUGAUGUUCCCGCUGCCAGUAGCCAAUGGGAAAAACAGACCGACGACUCUGGCUAGCACGCAGUUCGGAGGAUCAGCAGGUUUGGACGAGCGGCCGGCCUCUGGGUCCUGGGCAGUAGGAGAUCAGAAUAACUCCACGUUUGACCAAGUCAGGCAGGGCUACGGCGAGGGCUCCCACUACGGCGAGCACAGAGAACUCCCAUCCCAUAAUAGCCUAUCUUCGUCAUCAUUCCUGGGGUCUGGGAUCGUAGGGAAAAGCACAGAAAGAGGCGCCUACCCAUUCGGAAGAGACAUGCCAGCUCUGAACCAGCCCGGCUUCCUGCCCGGCGAGAUGGGGAUUUCGAGCCCCAGCGCAUUGUCGCCGACGGGGGUGAAGGGCAGCUCGCAAUAUUACCCGUAUGCCAACAACCCUCGCCGGAGAGGGGCGGACAGCAGCAUAGACGGACAGCCGAAAAAAGUCCGGAAGGUUCCUCCAGGACUUCCCUCUUCGGUAUAUCCACCCAACUCAGGUGACGACUAUAGCAGGGAACCGGCCAGCUACCCCCCAUCCAAAGCCCCCAGCACUGUCUACCCUGGAGCCUUUUACAUGCCAGAUGGACUUCACAACUCGGCGGACUUGUGGAAUUCCUCAACCUCCAUCAGCCAGUCCAAUUACGGGGCCAUCCUGGGAGCGUCAUCCUCUCCUCUCCCGCAAUCCGGCAACUUCAGCAGUCUUCAUCAGCACGAAAGGAUGAACUACCCGAUGCAUUCAGGAGAAGUGAACGGCGGACUCCCUUCGGUCUCGGGCUUUUCCUCGGCCUCCAACCAGUACGGAGUCUCCAGCCACACGCCCCCCAUCAGCGGGACGGAGAGCGUCAUGGGUAACCGAGGAACCACUGCUGGAAGUUCAGGAGAUGCGCUUGGGAAAGCAUUGGCUUCGAUCUACUCCCCAGAUCACUCUAGCAAUAAUUUCUCUUCGAACCCAUCCACACCGGUGGGGUCCCCUCAGGGAAUAACAGGUUCUUCGCAGUGGCCCCGGGCUGGCGGACAGGGUGCCUUAUCUCCAAGCUACGAAGGGACACUUCAUACUUUGCAAAACAAGAUGGAAGACCACUUGGACGAAGCCAUCCACGUCCUGCGGAACCACGCGGUGGGGCAGAGCAACCACAGGGAUAUCCACGACUUGCUGGCGUCGGCGGCGUCGGCUCACGGCACCACGGUGGGCAGUCUCAGCCAAUCCUUCCCUCCCGCCUCUGUCUUGCCAAUCGCCAAUCGGCACUCGAACCUGGUGGCGGGGGGCCAUUCGGAAGACGGCCUUCCCAGCAACCCCAGUCUCCUUCACAAUCACGGCCCUCUCCCAGCCCAGCCCAGCUCGCUCCCGGACCUCAACAGAGGCCAGUCUUCUGAUGCCUUCAGCGGCUUGACGGGGGGCCUGGGCCGGGCCAGCGUCUCGUCGGGCACCAGCGAGAUCAAGCGCGAGGACAAGGAAGACGACGAGAACACGUCGGUGGCCGACAACUCGGAGGAGGAGAAGAAGGAGCUGAAGGCGUCGCGAAACCGAACAAGGUGCUCGUUGAACAGUCAAGAUGAGGACGAGGAUGACGACCUCCUUCCCCCAGAGCAAAAAGCCGAGCGCGAGAAAGAGAGAAGGGUGGCUAAUAACGCCCGUGAGCGCCUCCGCGUCCGCGACAUCAACGAGGCUUUUAAAGAGCUGGGGCGCAUGUGUCAGCUGCACCUAAACAGCGAAAAGCCGCAGACCAAGCUGCUCAUUCUACACCAGGCCGUCUCGGUUAUCCUGAAUCUGGAACAACAAGUUAGAGAACGUAACCUGAACCCAAAAGCAGCCUGCCUAAAGCGCCGCGAAGAGGAGAAAGUGUCUGGCGUCGUCGGGGACCCUCAAAUGGCGCUCUCGGCAUCUCAUCCGGGUCUAGGAGAUGGGCACAACCCCGUUGGGCACAUGUAAAGGUGAUUUCUUUUCUUCGCCCUGCAAGCAGAUGUCUGUAGGAAGAAGAGAAAGCUGGAUCUCUCACACAUCCCCCUCUCCUCCAUUCUCCGACAACCACCGCCUGUCCGCACCAGAAACUGUAGUCCUGUUUCAAAUACCGACGUGCGGUCCUUUUUUGGGGGAGGGGGGGAAACGGGCAGAGAAAAGUUCAGCGUGCUAGAAGGAACUUUUCUCUUUCUUUCUCUCUCUCUCUCUCUCUCUAAAGGAAAGGAAAAGCAACAAGUUUUAUCAAAACAGAAAAAUCAACAGCAAAGAUUGCCUUAAGCCUAUAUUCUCGAACUUUCAGUGCAUAUCCUUCAGUUACCGAAUUUCGGGGGGGGGUGUUGUUUGCGGGGAUGUGUAACAUUACAAAUGGCUUGUGUUCACAUAAGGCCAGCAAAAAGAAAAAAAGAAAUUGUGCCUACGCAUUUUAUUUUUAUUUUCUUUCUUUCUUUCUUUUUUUAAAAAAGAGAACAUUAGUUACAAUAAUUUUUUUUAAACGUAGAACAAACAUAGUAAUGCCUUUUGUGGAGCUGGGGGGGUUUUGUUGUUUCGUUUUGGGUUGUUUUUUUAGCUUCUUUUGCGUAUAUGUUUUGUAAGCAACGACGGGGAGGGAAAAAGACGUGUAAAAAAAAAAGACGAAGAGAUUUGUUUCCCCCCCCCCAUCGAACCGCUUUUUAUUUCCGCCCCCCUUCCCUCUAUCUCUUUUCUCUGCUGCUGUUUCUAUAGUUAAUGUUGCAUAUUAUUUUUUAAAAAAUUAAGAUCAACCAGAAAUAUUAAAAGUUUGUAUUAAGAGGACUGGAUGUUUGAAAACGAAACACAAAAAUGGAAACUAAAUUCGAGGAAGGAAUUGCGGGGGGGGGGAGAGACACGGACGACGGUGAGAGUGUUGCGAAAAUGUCACAAGCGUGAAUUGAAAUAGACAGGUUCGUUUGGCUAGGAGCUUCCACGGCGAAGGGUAUAUUUGUUGAAUUUUGAAAGGGGAUGGGGGGAAGAGAUGGCAAAGCGAUUUGGAAGAGUUUCCUCCAUCCCGCACGAUUCUCAAAAAGUCUUAUAUUGUGCCCUUGGCUUCCAUCUUAAACCUCACCCCCC
Messenger RNA from Podarcis muralis (Common wall lizard), 4034 nucleotides. It is a transcript of the gene TCF3, whose product is annotated as transcription factor 3. Gene Ontology annotation, molecular function: protein dimerization activity; RNA polymerase II cis-regulatory region sequence-specific DNA binding; DNA-binding transcription factor activity, RNA polymerase II-specific. Lineage: Eukaryota; Metazoa; Chordata; Lepidosauria; Squamata; Lacertidae. Gene Ontology annotation, biological process: regulation of transcription by RNA polymerase II. Gene Ontology annotation, cellular component: transcription regulator complex; chromatin. The record is from RefSeq and is a predicted model, not a curated record.